Cervus elaphus (red deer) is the source of this 3228-nucleotide messenger RNA. RefSeq names its product tudor domain containing 3 (gene TDRD3). NCBI's taxonomy places the organism in Eukaryota, Metazoa, Chordata, Mammalia, Artiodactyla, Cervidae. Gene Ontology annotation, cellular component: nucleus. The transcript is spliced from 12 exons. Bases 740 to 2962 code for a protein of 740 amino acids. The record is from RefSeq and is a predicted model, not a curated record. Gene Ontology annotation, molecular function: protein binding.
GACAAGCACGACAUAGCUCCCCGAGUUCCUACAUCCCUUAGGUGCAGGUCUUCUUGGGUGGACUCAUUCACUUUCAUUGUAGCGCGCGGGACCUGGACAGUCCGAUUUGACUCUGGGGAGUCGGAAAGAUUCGAUUAUAUUCUUUUUUCUGCACCCGGGCAGGUUUAAAAGGGGAAGGAAUCGUUACAAGAAAGCAGCUUUUCUCCCGUGUUGAGUGGGCUGGGAACACCGUCCAUUUGAGCUUCGCUGUCGGAAACGCGGCCGCCUCAGGGCCUAGCUGGCAGCACCUUCCCGCCGCCAAGCGCCUCAGCUCUGCCCUCGGGAGGCGGCCGCUUGUGCGCGCUGGGAACGCAGGCUUCCUUUCUGCCGCACAGAGGACCGCCCCACGGGUCUCCACGGCUUGAGGCUCGGGAAAGUGACCCCGGCGACGCGCAGCCGGCCCUCAGCCUCCGCCGCUAGGCUGCGCUGACAGACCGGCCCUCAGCUUCAGCCGCGAGGCCGCGCUGACAGACCGGCCCUCAGUCUCAGCCGCGAGGCCGCGCUGACAGACCGACCCUCAGCCUCAGCUGCGAGUCCGCGCUGACAGACCAGCCUCGAGCGGCCGGCCCCGGCCCGUCCUCCUCGCACCGCCGCCCCCGGAGAGCGACUGUCUCGCAGCCGCACGCCGGGCCGGCCCCCGCGGCCGCUCGGAAAACGCGGCGAGCGGAACCCGCACGCGGAAGCGCCCGCCGCACUGAGCAUGCCCAGUCGCAGAGCCGACCGGAGGAGUUUUUUUCUUUUCUUUUUCCUUUUUCUUUCUUUUUUUUGGGGGUCUCAAGUGGCAGGCCUCCCCCAGCCCCCUAGCCGAGCCCCCCAGCACCCCGGCCUAAGCAGCUACCAUGGCCGAGGCUCCCGGAGCGGCGCUGUCCCGGGCGGGUUGCUUGAAGGUCCAUGUGUUUUGCAAAUUCAAAAAAUUCGCAAUGUUGCUGCACCAAAGGAUAAUGAAGAAUCUCAGGCUGCACCAAGAAUGUUGCGUUUACAGAUGACUGAUGGUCAUAUAAGUUGCACAGCAGUAGAAUUUAGUUACUUGUCAAAAAUAAGCCUAAACACACCACCUGGAACUAAAGUUAAACUUUCAGGCACUGUGGACAUAAAAAAUGGAUUCCUGCUCUUGAAUGACUCUAACACCACAGUUCUUGGCGGUGAGGUAGAACACCUUAUCGAGAAAUGGGAGUUACAGAGAAGUUUGUCAAAACACAAUAGAAGCAAUAUUGGAACCGAAGGUGGACCACCUCCUUUUGUGCCUUUUGGACAGAAGUGUGUGUCUCAUAUCCAAGUGGAUAGCAGAGAACUUGAUCGAAGAAAGACAUUACAAGUGACAAUGCCUGUCAAACCUCCAAAUGAUAAUGAUGAGUUUGAAAAGCAAAGGACCGCUGCCAUUGCAGAAGUUGCAAAGAGCAAAGAAACCAAGACAUUUGGAGGCGGCGGUGGUGGUGCUAGAAGUAAUCUCAACAUGAGUGCUGCUGGUAACCGAAAUAGGGAAAUUUUACAGAAAGAAAAGGCAAACAAAUCAGAGGGAAAACAUGAAGGUGUCUAUAGAGAACUGGUGGAUGAGAAGGCUCUGAGACAUAUAACAGAAAUGGGCUUUAGUAAAGAAGCAUCAAGGCAAGCUCUCAUGGAUAAUGGCAACAACUUAGAAGCAGCACUGAAUGUACUUCUUAACAGCAAUAAACAGAAACCUGUUACAGGUCCACCUUUGAGAGGUAAAGGGAAAGGCCGGGGCCGAAUACGACCUGAAGAUGAAGAAGAGCUAGGAAAUGCAAGGCCAUCAGCGCCAAGCACGUUAUUCGACUUCUUGGAGUCUAAAAUGGGGACUUUGAGUGUGGAAGAACCUAAAUCACAGCCGCAGCAGCUUCAUCAAGGACAAAACAGAAUGUCAAAUACUGAGCAAAAUGGAGUAAAAGAUAAUAAUCAACCACGAUAUCUUCCUCGAAAUGAUACCAGACAGCCAAGAAAUGAAAAACCUCCUCGUUUUCAAAGAGACACCCAAAAUUCAAAGGCAGUUUUAGAAGGCAGUGGAUUACCUAGAAACAGAGGUUCUGAAAGACCAAGUACUUCUUCAGGAUCUGAAGUAUGGCCUGAAGAGAGAAUCAAAGCUGAUAGACCAUAUUCUAGAUAUGAUAGAACUAAAGAUACUUCUUACCUUUUAAGUUCCCAACACAAUGAUACUGUAUUUAAAAAAAGGGAUAACUCUAUGCAAAGCCGAUCAGGAAAAGGUCCAUCUUAUGCAGAGGCAAAAGAAAAUCCAUUUCCUCAAGAAUUCAUAGAUUAUAAUAAUCACAAACGUGGGAAAAGAGAAAACCAAACAGCAAAUUCGGAUCAUUUUUAUGACAGGAAGCCACGAACAAUAAAUAAUGAAGCUUUUAGUGGUGUAAAAAUUGAAAAACAUUUUAAUGUAAAUAGUGAUUACCAGAAUCCUGUCCGAACGAAUAGUUUCAUUGGUGUUCCAAAUGGAGAGACAGAAAUGCCACUGAAGGGAAGGCGAAUGGGACCUAUUAAGCCAGCAGGACCCAUCACAGCUUCAUCCUAUGAUGAUAAAAUAUUUUACAGUAGUGGUCCCAAAAGAAGAUCUGGGCCAAUUAAACCCGAAAAAGUACUAGAAUCAUCUAUUCCUAUGGAGUAUGCAAAGCUAUGGAAAUCUGGAGAUGAAUGUUUAGCACUUUAUUGGGAAGACAACAAGUUUUACCGAGCAGAAGUUGAAGCUCUUCAUUCUUCAGGUAUGACAGCAGUUGUUAAAUUCAUUGAUUAUGGAAACUAUGAAGAGGUGCUACUAAGCAACAUCAGGCCCGUUCAGUCAGAGGCAUGGGAGGAAGAAGGCACCUAUGACCAGACUCUUGAGUUCCGUAGAGGAGGUGACGGCCAGCCAAGACGAUCCACUCGACCAACUCAGCAGUUCUACCAGCCUCCCCGAGCUCGGAACUAAUGCGACAAGAGUCUUUAUGAAGAAAGGAGCUGUUGACUGAACCAUCCUGGUCAGAACCUGUUGAUAGACCUCCUGCUUUCCCUUCGGAGUAAGAUGCAGACAUGAUGGAUAUUAUUAUUUGGAGAACUAAAAGGCAGAUUUUAGGGGAAAAAAAUUCAACCCACAUAAAGAAUGGGGAAAAAAAUACAAAGUUAAAUAAAGCAAAUAACUUUUACAAGUGGAAGAAUUUUUUCUUCUGCCAUCAAUAAAACCAAUGCACUAUUAAA